UCCGCUCCUGUGGGACGCCAAUGCACUUGUAAAGGGAGGGCUGGAGGCAGACACAAAGCCUGGGCCCUCCCCCACUGUGUCCUUCUUCUCCUCCUCUUCUCAGCUCGGAAGUCCUGCCUUGGUGCUGCGCUGGUGUAAGCCCGGAGCACAGGCUUUCAUACCAUUCCACACACCCCCAAUCCAGACCUCUCGACCUGCAGCGAGGGCAGUGCAAGAAAGUGAUGUGACGUGAUACUGGAGACAUCUGAAUGUUUACUUUGUCCUUGAAGGCUGUUAACAACACAAUUGGAAAGACCAAAAUAAAGUGAGAACUAUACAUGAAGAAGAGUCCCCGUCUACUUAGCCCUCACUGAAGUAGAUAAGAGACUAACCACCACUCUUACGGCAUCCAGGAUUGUAACUGACAAUUGUAACAAGGAAGAGAGAUGCGGGAAUGAGCAGGACAUCUGGGAGAUUCCUCCUAAGGAGUCCGAGGUGCACAGAGGAACCUGCCUGGGGAGAAUGGCCUCUUUGACAAUGGCUGCCCGUUGUCAGGACAAGAGAGGAAGCUUCUUUAAGCUCAUUGACACGAUUGCCUCUGAGAUCGGAGAACUGAAACAAGAGAUGGUGCAGACAGAUGUCAGCCUGGAAGAUGGACUGGAACCCACUGAAAUACCCAGUAGAGUGAAAAACAUGGAUAAUGUUUGUCCUGAGAAAAAGGAUUUAAAAAGCUGCCCGCGGGAUUCUGGCUACGACAGCCUGUCCAACAGACUCAGCAUAUUGGAUCGCCUUCUGCAUACACAUCCCAUAUGGCUACAGCUGAGUUUAAGUGAUGAAGAAGUAGCAGGAAUACUUCAGUCCCAGCCUCCAGGGAUCUUCCUGGUUCGAAAAUCUUCUAAAAUGCAAAAGAAAGUCCUCUCGCUUCGUCUACCCAGUGAAUUUGGGUCCUAUCUCAAGGAAUUUGCAAUAAAGGAAAGCACAUAUACGUUUUCCUUGGAAGGCUCUGGGAUCAGUUUUGCAGAUUUAUUCAGGCUCAUUGCUUUCUACUGCAUUAGCAGGGAUGUCCUACCAUUUACCCUGAAGCUGCCUCAUGCCAUUUCAACAGCAAAGACAGAGGCUGAACUAGAAGACCUGGCCCUGUUGGGACUGAAUUUUUGGAACUCUCCGGCUGACAACAAAGCCCCAAAUCCUCCACCUCCUCAUAGGCCUCUCCCCUCAGACGGUGUCUGUCGAGCUCCGCGUCAGCUUUGCCUUAUAAAUGGGGUGCAUUCUAUAAGAACCAGAAGGCCUUCGGAGUUGGAGUGCAGCCAGACCAACGGGGCCCUGUGUUUUAUUAAUCCUCUUUUCUUAAAAGUGCACAGCCAGGACCUCAGUGGAAGCCUGAAAAGGCAGAGUACAAGAACUGCAGAAGUGAAUGGCACUGAGAGUCCUCGUUCUCCCCCACCCAGACCCCCACCACCGUCUAUUAAUAGUCUCCCCACAAGCCCUCAGCUGUCCAGGACUGAAACCCAGGCGAGUAUGCCAGAAACAGUCAACAAGAACAAACAUGGGAACGUAGACUGGCUGGGAAAGAAACCGACCCCCAUCCCUCCACCUCGUCUGAAGAAACAGGCUUCUUCUUUGGAAGGAGAAGGAGCAAAGACCUUGACAGUCAUUCGACCUUGUCUUAGCCAAGAGCCUGCAUCGGGAACUGCUGGCAGCCCAGGUGAUGCCCCGCCUGGACAGAAUCCAGCAGGCUGCAAAAAGACUCUGCCUCCAAGCUCUGACUCACAACUCCAGUGGAAUGGAGGCCGGCAGAGACUGAGCGACAUGAGCAUAUCUACUUCCUCCUCCGACUCACUGGAGUUUGACCGGAACAUGCCACUGUUCGGCUACGAAGGGGAUACCAACAGCAGCCUGGAAGACUACGAAGGAGAGAGUGACCAAGAGAGCAUGGCACCCCCCAUCAAAUCCAAAAAGAAAAGAAGCGGCUCCUUUGUUCUCCCCAAAAUUGUCAAAUCUCAACUACGGAAAGUGAGUGGGGUUUUCAGCUCCUUCAUGACCCCUGAGAAGAGGAUGAUCAAGAAAAUUGCCGAACUGUCCCGGGACAAGCGCACUUAUUUCGGGUGCCUGGUACAGGACUACGUGAGCUUUCUGCAGGAAAACAAAGAAUGCCACGUUUCCAGCACGGACAUGCUACAGACCAUCCGACAAUUCAUGACUCAGGUCAAGAACUAUUUGUCCCAGAGCUCGGAACUGGAUCCCCCAAUUGAAUCACUGAUUCCAGAAGACCAAAUAGAUGUUGUGCUGGAGAAGGCCAUGCACAAGUGUAUUCUGAAACCUUUGAAGAGCCACGUUGAAGCCUCCUUGAAGGAUUUCCACACUGCUGAUGGCUCUUGGAAACAGUUGAAAGAGAACCUACAGCUGGUCAGACAAAGGAGCCCUCAGGACCUGGGUGUGUUUGCCCCAACUCCAGAUUUUGUAGAUGUUGAAAAGAUCAAGGUCAAAUUCAUGACCAUGCAGAAGAUGUAUUCACCUGAAAAGAAAGUCAUGUUGCUGCUGAGAGUCUGUAAACUUAUUUACACAGUCAUGGAAAAUAACUCAGGGAGGAUGUAUGGUGCAGAUGACUUCUUGCCAGUGUUGACCUAUGUAAUAGCACAAUGUGAUAUGCUUGAACUGGAUACAGAAAUUGAGUACAUGAUGGAGCUGUUAGAUCCAUCAUUGUUACACGGAGAAGGAGGCUAUUACUUGACCAGUGCCUAUGGAGCACUUUCCUUAAUAAAGAAUUUCCAGGAGGAACAAGCAGCUCGCCUGCUGAGCUCAGAGACCAGAGACACCCUCAGGCAGUGGCAUAAGAGGAGAACAACGAAUAGGACCAUUCCGUCUGUUGAUGACUUUCAGAAUUACCUCCGAGUUGCCUUCCAGGAGGUUAACAGUGGUUGCACAGGAAAGACUUUAUUGGUGAGGCCCUAUAUUACUACUGAGGAUGUGUGCCAACUCUGUGCUGAAAAGUUUAAAGUAGAGGACCCUCAGGAAUACAGUCUCUUUCUUUUCGUGGAUGAAACUUGGCAGCAGCUGGCAGAAGACACUUACCCCCAGAAGAUCAAGGCUGAACUGCACAGUCGGCCACAACCUCAUGUCUUUCACUUUGUCUACAAGAGAAUCAAGAGUGAUCCAUAUGGAGUCAUUUUCCCAAACAAUGAAGAAGAAAAUGUCUCCACCGCAUAGAAUGAGGCAGGGUCCUUCCCAGUAGCGCACAUGAGCUCUUGUUGGGAGUGUCACUUUCUUGGCAGUCACAUGCCUGAGGUUCAGAAAGGCAGGUUGCAGUCUCUUGCUCAGUGGCCAAGCUGUGAGCCUCUUGCUUGGUGGCCAAGCUGUGAGUAGCGCUUAUUGUGAAUAUGCAGACAGCGGCCAUGGCUGUGAUUACCUUAAGCCACACUGUGUCCAAGCAAAUUGAGCUGAGUUUCUUGGAAUGUUAGAAUUUCUACUUCAGUGUCCUUCAGACACUUGGUUUCUACAGCAUCCUGAGGCCUACUUUAUAUCUACCCUUUAGACAGGUUUAUUUUUAUUUAAGCAUAUGCGUCUAUGCUGGAUAAACUUGUUGUCUAGGCUAGUACUCUCUUGAUUUCACCAGCAGGUGUUUGACAAGACUGUCCGAUGCAGUGCAUCAAUUAACUCUCACAGUUCUAUGGAUGGUUGCAUCAUCCUUUCCUACAACUAAUAUUUUUUUUUAUAAAAAGCCUCUGUUUUUAUAUUUCAUAGAAAUUUUUAUAGCAGUUGCAGGUAAACUGUCAGGGUUGGUUUUUAAAAUAUUUUUGUAACUAUAAAAUAUUCUAUAAUUAUGCAUGUGAUUUUUAACAUUUAAUAUACAAAAAAAUAAAUCUCUUGCUGGUUUUAGAGUAUUUCAUUAAGAAGUCCCUCUUUUCUGUAACUGGACAUUUGGACAAUUUUUAAAAGGAGAGACUGCUGGGUUUCUUUAAGCAACUUGUAUCACUGACACUGGCCUCUGAAUGCCUAUAGAUAAAUCUGAUGUACUGUUAUCUUGAGUUUUGUUCAUGCACAGUGUGUUUUGUUUUUGUUUUUGUUUUUUUUGCCAACAAGUGAUGCUGGGAAUAAUGGAAGAACUGAAUGUAGAGAAAGGAAGAGGGAGAAUGUAUAGAACAUAACCUAGGAAUGAAUGUUAGUCUGCUGGUUCAGGCUUCUUGCAGAAUGUGCCGGAAGGAGAUAGAAAGAAUCAUGUCUGCUUAAAGUACUGUAAAUAUACAUUGUGAUUUGGCAAUAUCUGUCUUGGAUGUGAUUUACUUUCUUAAAGAAUUUUCAAAAACCAACCAAGAAAAUCAAUGAUAACACUAAUGCUCUCUCCCAGUAAAUCAAAGCUAACAGCAUCAAAUUGUGCUGAGUUGAAAAUAAGAUUGUAUACUGAUUGAUGCUGUUUAAGGGAAAGGGGCUAUGUAGAAAGCCACUGAACAAAUCCUUUUGAGUCACAGAAAUAUACAUUGAAAUUAAAUUUUCAUGUGCUUGUAUGACCUGUUUAGGAGUGCAGUAAAUUAUGGUUCUUCUGUCAGUGUACAAAUCCAGGUACUUAUAAGAACACAGCUCUGCUAUGUGUAAAGAUGGGUUGCUGUCCAUUACUUGGAAGGAUCUGUACUUUUUUUUUCAUUGGUUUUGUCACAUAUCUGAAACCCUCAGCACAUUCUGUGUUGUAUUCCCUUGUGUAAAUGAUAAAGAAUGGAUUUUGCACAUAAUACAUUUUAAUACUGUAUAAUA
Dromiciops gliroides (monito del monte) is the source of this 4725-nucleotide messenger RNA. RefSeq names its product Ras and Rab interactor 2 (gene RIN2). The transcript has 15 exons. Gene Ontology annotation, molecular function: small GTPase binding; guanyl-nucleotide exchange factor activity. The record is from RefSeq and is a predicted model, not a curated record. Bases 502 to 3186 code for a protein of 894 amino acids. Gene Ontology annotation, biological process: vesicle-mediated transport; signal transduction. Gene Ontology annotation, cellular component: endocytic vesicle; cytosol. NCBI's taxonomy places the organism in Eukaryota, Metazoa, Chordata, Mammalia, Microbiotheria, Microbiotheriidae.